GGAACUAAACUAUGCUAACCCGAUAACGUUGAUAACGUUGGGCUUCCAGAUAGAUGACCGUAGAAUACGGUGGGGUAGGAUGAAAAGGAAAUCAGUGAUAGGUAUACAGACACGAGAGGUCGAUAGUUACAUAGUAUCACUCCCUCACUUCUUUAUCAAACCAAAGAAGUGAGAACUCAGAAGCAGAGUUCUACGGCCAUGGCGGACGAGACAACGGAGAUCCGAAACAACGCCAGGCUGGCCAUACUGGAGCUCGCCAACAUGAUCAGCGUCCCGAUGUCCCUCAACGCCAUCGUCCGCCUCAAGGUCCCCGACGCCAUCUGGCAAAGUGGUUCCAACGUCCCUCUCUCCGCCUCCGAGAUCCUAGCACGUGCCCUCCCAACCGGCGAUCCCGAAAACCUCCAGCGCAUCCUCCGAAUGCUCACCACCUACGAUGUCUUCUCGGAGCACAUCGCCGACGGCUCCUCGGAGCGCAAAUACUCCCUGACCGAGAUUGGAAAGACAUUGGUCACCGAUGGGGAGGGUCUAUCCUACGCCGCGUACGUUCUGCAGCACCACCAGGACGCACUGAUGAAGGCGUGGCCCAUCCUGCACGAGGCGGUGGUGGACCCGAAAGAGGAACCGUUCGUGAAGGCGAACGGUGAACCGGCGUACUCGUACUAUGGAGAUAAAUCGGAGAUGAACGAACUAAUGCAGAAGGCCAUGUCGGGGGUAUCCGUGCCGUUUAUGAAGGCGAUAUUGGAAGGCUACAAUGGAUUCAAAGGGGUGGAGCGCCUGGUGGAUGUGGGUGGAAGCGCCGGAGAUUGCCUGCGGAUGAUACUACACAAGCAUCCUCAUGUCCGAGAAGGAAUCAAUUUCGAUCUGCCAGAGGUGGUGGCAAAAGCCCCAAAUAUUCCCGGAGUGACACACGUCGGUGGAGAUAUGUUCGAGUCGAUUCCGGCUGGCGAUGCCAUCUUUAUGAAGUGGGUGUUGACAACAUGGACGGAUGAUGAAUGCAAGUUGAUAAUGAGAAACUGUUAUGAAGCCCUCCCUCCAGGAGGAAAGAUGAUUGCUUGCGAACCAGUGCUGCCGAAGGAAUCAGACAGAAGCCAUAGGACUCGAGCGCUGCUGGAAGGUGACAUCUUUGUCAUGGCUAUCUACAGAGCCAAGGGUAAACAUCGGACUGAGGAAGAAUUUAAGCAGUUGGGUCUAGCCUCUGGCUUUCCCCAUUUCCGAGCAUUCUAUAUUGAUCAGUUCUACACCGUCUUGGAAUUUCAGAAGUGAAAAUGAAAAGCAUUGUAGCUUAGCUUUAUUUGGUUUUCAUUUGCUCUGAUUUCCUCAGGUAGAGAUAAUAUUGGCUCUAGCUGGUUAUAUAUGAAUUUAUGCAGAUUACAUUCUCAAGGCAAAUAAUGUAUGAAUUAAUUUUAUGUCUGUGGAGCAGA
Messenger RNA from Nelumbo nucifera (sacred lotus), 1421 nucleotides. RefSeq names its product O-methyltransferase family protein. The record is from RefSeq and is a predicted model, not a curated record. Gene Ontology annotation, molecular function: protein dimerization activity; O-methyltransferase activity. NCBI's taxonomy places the organism in Eukaryota, Viridiplantae, Streptophyta, Magnoliopsida, Proteales, Nelumbonaceae.